AGGGACACGAGACUACCUGGCCGGCGUCAAAGGUGAAGCUCAACAUGGCGGCGGACGAGGAGCAUGGGUCUGUGGAGGUGGCGCCGGAGACGCGAAGCUUCAAGGAGCUGGGGGUGACGGACGUGCUGUGUGAGGCCUGCGACCAGCUGGGCUGGAAGACUCCGACCAAGAUCCAGAUCGAGGCCGUUCCGGUAGCGCUGCAAGGUCGUGAUAUCAUCGGACUGGCAGAAACAGGCUCUGGGAAAACAGGAGCUUUUGCUUUGCCCAUCCUUCAGGCACUGUUGGAAACACCCCAGCGAUUCUUUGCUCUUGUCCUUACACCAACCCGGGAGCUGGCUUUCCAAAUUUCAGAGCAGUUUGAAGCUCUGGGAUCUUCCAUUGGUGUCCAGAGUGCCGUUAUCGUGGGUGGAAUUGACAUGAUGUCUCAGUCUCUGGCAUUAGCCAAGAAGCCACAUGUUGUAAUUGCAACACCAGGCCGUCUGAUUGACCACCUGGAAAACACAAAGGGCUUUAACUUGCGAGCUCUCAAGUACCUGGUUAUGGAUGAAGCUGACCGAAUCCUCAACAUGGAUUUUGAGACAGAAGUGGAUAAGAUCCUGAAAGUGAUUCCUCGAGACAGGAAAACAUUUCUUUUUUCUGCCACUAUGACCAAGAAGGUGCAAAAACUCCAGCGUGCUGCUCUGAAGGACCCUGUAAAAUGUGCUGUUUCCUCCAAGUAUCAGACAGUUGAAAAACUGCAGCAGUAUUACAUUUUCAUCCCCUCCAAGUUCAAGGACAGUUACCUGGUUUAUAUUCUGAAUGAACUGGCUGGAAAUUCCUUUAUGAUAUUCUGCAGUACCUGCAAUAACACCCAGAGGACUGCUCUCGUGCUUCGAAACUUGGGGUUCACUGCCAUCCCCCUCCAUGGACAAAUGAGUCAGAAUAAACGACUAGGGUCCCUGAACAAAUUCAAGGCAAAGACACGUUCCAUUCUGCUAGCUACAGAUGUUGCAAGCAGAGGUUUGGAUAUCCCACAUGUGGACGUGGUGAUAAACUUUGACAUCCCCACUCACUCAAAGGAUUACAUUCACCGUGUGGGGAGGACAGCUCGAGCUGGGCGAUCUGGCAAAUCCAUCACCUUCGUCACACAGUAUGAUGUUGAGCUGUUCCAGCGCAUUGAGCACCUGAUUGGCAAGAAGCUGCCAGCAUUCCCCACACAAGAGGAGGAGGUCAUGAUGCUGACAGAACGUGUGGCUGAAGCCCAGAGAUUUGCUCGUAUGGAACUGAGGGAGCAAGGAGAGAAAAAGAAACGAUCCCGAGAUGAGGCCAAUGACAACGACGACACAGAGGAAGCGACAGGGGUCAGGAACAAGGUGGCUGGUGGGAAAAAGAAGAAAAGGAAAUUGCAUUAGCUGGACACUUAAAUGUUUUUUUACCACCUUCUCUGAGGCUGCCUGGGUUGUGGGAAAUCAGUGUAGUAACCUGUAUCCCUAGCAAACUAAAAAGCUCUGGAAUUGCCCAUCUUUGACUGGUAGUUCAUCUGGAAAGACAUCUGUAUCACUUACUUCACCAGCACUUUCGUCAGUUACAGGCUGAACCCAUAUCUUGGUAGUACUCUGGAAUCAGCUUCCCUUCGAAGUGUAAACAUUUUGGUGAUGUUGAAUCCCUGUCUAUUCCUGCAGCUGAGCUGUCCAUAAGGUUCUGGAAAUAGCUGUCUCUUUACACAGGGUUGAAUAAGAAACACAGGCCUGUAAGAAAAGACUAGCAAGGUGGGGAAAGCCUCUUGUCACUCACCAUCCAGAUACUUGGGAGCACCUCUUCUCUCUCAGAACUUUUUAUAGAAACAAUGAGGGGGAAGACUCCUUAGUCUCCUAGGCAUGGAUAAGGCAUUGCAAUACAGGAUGCUGACCUUUGACAGAAAGGUUCUUGCUCUAGAGAAAAAUUGCAAAUACAUUUUGGUUGUAUAAAAAAAAAUAAA
Gavialis gangeticus (Gharial) is the source of this 1957-nucleotide messenger RNA. It is a transcript of the gene DDX47, whose product is annotated as DEAD-box helicase 47. Gene Ontology annotation, molecular function: nucleic acid binding; RNA helicase activity; ATP binding. The transcript has 12 exons. The coding region runs from base 45 to 1391 and encodes 448 amino acids. The record is from RefSeq and is a predicted model, not a curated record. Lineage: Eukaryota; Metazoa; Chordata; Crocodylia; Gavialidae.